AGUGGUCCGAUGAAAGAUUCUCGAUCCUCGUGAAUAGGUGGCAACUAUUUUCAAUAGGUGGCACAUAGAUUCCCGAUUCUGGUGAACCGUUCAGUGUGACCUGUGCCUGAACUUGGCACUGAUGGCCAGCCGUACUUCUUUCGACUACUAAAAAAGAGAGCGUUCGUUUUUAAGAACUCGCCGUGGAGUCUGCUGGACUAGUUUCCUGGACAGUUACGAGGCUUUCAAUAGCGUCGAUUCAGUUUCCCAGUUGUCGUCAACCGUUCCUCCUAAAGUGACCAUUUUCUCUGUCCCCAGCAUGUCGUUAACGGCGUGCCUCGAGAGCCAUGCGGUAGGCGAGCUCGUACGCGCUAAAGGCAUCAUGGUCGACGUGCCGCACAGCUCUCCUGUGCGCGACGCCCUGCAGCUGAUGCGCAUGCACGGCAUCUCCGCGCUGCCCGUGUGGGCUCCGCCGAACGAGUGGGUGGGCGCGGGGGGGUCGUCCAUCAUGGUCACCGACAGCAGCAGCAGCAGCGGCAGCAGCGGCGGGGCAUCAGAGGGCAUCGAGGCGAGCUCGAGCCCGGGCGCGAGCGCGGGCAAAGCGCGGCGGCAGUACAUCGGGAUGGUGAGCGUGCUGGACGUGCUGAUGCACUUCGCGCAGUCCACCAGCCGCGACGACCCGUCGUGGGCGCUGGACGUGCCCAUCUCCAUGCUCAUCGGCCACUGCCUCGAGGGGCUGUCCUGCUGGACGCUGCCCUUCCACCUCUCGGUGCUGGACUCGCUGGAGCCCAUGAGCAAGGGCGUGCACCGCGUGCUGCUGCCGCUGCCCUCCGCCGACCGCCCGCCCUCGGGCCCCAUCGUGCCCAUCACCACCUCGUCCGCCACUCACGGGGGCUUCUCUCGCGGGCUGCUCACCACUGGCUCUGCGCCCGCCUACACCAUCCUCAACCAGGUUGAUUUGAUCAAGUUUAUGCUUGCCGAAGCUCAGGCAGAGACAGGCGGCCAGCACCAUCACCACCACCACAAGGCCACUAGCAGCAGCAGCAGCAGCAGCGCUGGUCAACAUGAAGGUGCCGGAGCCAAGUCCCUGGCGGAGUUGCUGCAGCUGUCAGUGAAGGAGGCGGGGGCGGUGCAUGGGACGGUGUUUGCGGUGCCGGCCAGCAUGAAGGUGCUGGACGCCAUCCGCUGCAUGCAGCAGGCGUCCGUCGCAGCCGUGGCCGUGCUGGAGCCCACAGCCGACGACAAACUCGAUGACCCCAUGCUUGUCUUCGGUCAAGGCCGCUGUUUAGUGGGUACAUUGUCAGCUAGCGACCUGCGCGCCUGCAGUGAGCUGGCAGCCCUCACAGCGCUCCCCCGCUUGACAGUCGGCGACUUCCUCGCUACACUCUCAGUCGCUCAAGACGUCGGCAUCUCCGCCGCUUUCAGCCCUUAUGCCCCUCCUCCUGCUCUCGCCACUCUUGCGUCUAAUUCUCCAGCGUCCUCCCCUGCGCGCAUGUGUGAGGCGAGGUCCAUGGUGCCAAUCACCUGCCGAGAGCAUUCCCGGUUAGGCGCGGUUAUGUCCCAGGCAAUUGCAGGUCGUGUGCACCGGGUAUGGGUGGUUGCAGACGACUCCUCAGGGAUUCUUGUGGGGGUGGUGACCUUGUCGGACAUUCUGCGGUGCAUUAGGGAGCAUGCUGAAGGGGAGCGAUAGUUUUACGCCGCAGAUUUUUUUCCUCAGCAUAUUGGGGUUGGUAGUGAUAAAAUAUUUUCGGGAGGGAUGCAAGAUUUAUAAAUCAAUGUAGUUGGGAGUGAAGCAGCUGAUGACGAAGCGCUGUAACGCAGGCAGCCACCUACUCACGGAAUUCCCUAGAAGUC
Messenger RNA from Closterium sp. NIES-67, 1833 nucleotides. NCBI's taxonomy places the organism in Eukaryota, Viridiplantae, Streptophyta, Zygnematophyceae, Desmidiales, Closteriaceae. The record is from the annotation of a GenBank genome assembly.